Cavenderia fasciculata is the source of this 471-nucleotide messenger RNA. RefSeq lists its product as uncharacterized. The transcript has 3 exons. Lineage: Eukaryota; Evosea; Eumycetozoa; Acytosteliales; Cavenderiaceae. Bases 1 to 471 code for a protein of 156 amino acids. The record is from RefSeq and is a predicted model, not a curated record.
AUGUCAUUGUCAUUGUCAUUUUUCAUUGUUACUCAUCUAUGUAUUAAACAACAACAACAAACAAAUAAAUCAAAGUUUACAACCAAACAAGAACAACAGAUUGCUACCAUCAUUAUCGAAAAAGUAAAUAUAUUUUGUCAUCACUCAUCACCAUCCAUCAUCGAACUUGGUUGCUGUCCAAUGGCUGUCGCCAAGACUGACAAAGUUUGUAUUGCACAUUCGUUCUAUGUUUUUGGGUUUUUUAUUUUUCACGUCAGCGGUGUGCAAUUAGAAUCAGCAGCGGUAUUGGUCUCGGAUUCGUUGGCCUAUAUUGCGGCCGAGUGCAUCGAUAGUAGUUUAAUAUUCCAUCAAAAAACAAAUGUUUAUGGAGUAACCAAUAAUAAUAAUAAUAAUAACAACAACAAUAUUUCAACAAUAACAAUAGCAAACAAGAUUAUCCGCUUUUCGACAAUCAUCAUCGAUGUCCAUUAA